CUCCUUCAAGACACGUUGUGAACAUCAACAAAAUUUAUUCUGAAGUAAAAAAUGGAUUGCGCCGGUGACUCGGAUGGUUUGGUUCCACCAAUUAAAUGGGAACCACAUUGUUCUAAAAAUACCAAAAUGGACAAGCUAAGGCAGCUGAUCAAUGAAAAAUAUUCAGUUGAAUUGAAAACAUACAGAGAAUUUCAUCAGUGGUCAUGUGACAAUUACAGUGAAUUCUGGGAGGAAGUGUUCAAAUUUACAGACAUUAUACAUUCUCAACCCUACUCACAGGUUGUUGACAAAGAGAAAAACAUUGCAGACAUACCAGAAUGGUUCCCUGGUUGUCAUCUUAACUUCACAGAAAAUAUAUUACGAUAUGAUGAUGACAGGGUUGCUGUUUAUGCUACAGGAGAAGGUCUUGGUGUAUCUAAGAUGUCUUUCAGACAGUUGAGAGAGUCAGUAACUAGAUAUGUUACAGCACUGAAGAAAAUGGGGGUACAAAAAGGGGACAGAGUUGUUGGAUACAUACCAAAUUGUUGUGAGGCAUUAGAAGCUAUGUUAGCUGUAGCCAGUAUUGGUGCUGUGUGGAGCUCUACAUCACCAGAUUUUGGUGUUCAGGGUGUUUUAGACAGAUUUACACAGAUCAGACCUAAAGUUAUUUUUAGUGUAAAUGCAGUCUGGUACAAUGGAAAAAUACAUAAUCAUUUAGAUAAACUCUCACAGGUUGUACAAGGUUUACCAGAAUUAGAGAAAGUUGUUGUGAUACCAUUUGUACCAGAUGCAUUAUUUGAUUUGUCUAAUAUAAAAAAUGGUUGUGCUUUAAAGGAUUUCCUACCGAACUUGGAUGAAGUAACAGAAUUAAAAUUUGAGCAAGUUCCUUUUAAUCAUCCCCUGUUUAUCAUGUAUUCCUCGGGAACAACUGGUGCUCCUAAAUGUAUGGUUCAUUCUGUUGGGGGGACAUUACUUAAACACAUGGAGGAGCAUGUUAUACAAAGUGAUAUGGAUAGAGAUGAUAUUAUGUUAUAUUAUACAACUGUUGGUUGGAUGAUGUGGAAUUGGCUGGUAUCUGUGUUGGCUGUUGGAGCAGCUAUUGUUUUAUAUGAUGGUUCACCUCUGGUACCAAAAGAUACAAUUAUGUGGGAUCUGAUUGAUGAGUUAGGGAUAACAUUUUUAGGAACGAGUGCAAAAUGGUUAGCUGUAAUGGAAGAUAGAGGAUUAAAACCGGGUAAAACACACAAGCUGGAAAGUCUUAAAGCCAUAUUAUCUACUGGAUCUCCCUUAAAACCACAGUCAUAUGAUUAUGUAUACACAGAUAUAAAGAAAGAUCUACUGCUAGCUUCUAUAUCAGGUGGAACAGAUAUAAUAGCAUGUUUUAUGGGUCAGAACUGGACUGUACCAGUAUAUAGAGGGGAGGUCCAGGGUGCUAACUUGGGAUGUGCCAUAGAAACUAGAGAUGAAGAAGGCAAACAAGUAUAUGAUGAAGCAGGAGAACUUGUCUGUACCAAACCAUUUCCAUCAAUGCCUGUAUUUUUCUGGAAUGAUCCUGAUGGCAAGAAGUAUAAAAAGGCUUACUUUGAAAUGUUUCCAGGUGUAUGGGCACAUGGAGAUCAUUGUUGUAUCAGUAGUCACACAGGUGGUAUUGUUAUGCUGGGUAGAAGUGAUGGUGUGUUGAAUCCUAAUGGUGUAAGAUUUGGUAGUGCUGAAAUCUACAAUGUAGUUGAAUCCUUUAAAGAAAUUCAGGAUAGCGUUUGUGUAGCACAAAGGAAGAAAGAUAAUUCAGAAGAAAGGGUUGUUUUGUUUGUCAAGAUGGCCACAGGAAGCAAUUUCUCCAGUGAACUGGUUACCAGAAUUAAGAGUUGUAUUAGAAAUGAACUAAGUGUCAGAUAUGUACCAACUGUAGUAUUGCCUAUUGAUGAUAUACCAUACACUAUUAAUAGUAAGAAGGUUGAGGCAGCAGUAAGGAAGGCUAUGAUGGGCGAGGAGGUUGUACAGAAAGGUGCAUUGGCUAAUCCACAGUGUCUAGAACUGUAUCAUAACAUCAGGGAACUACAGAAUUACUGAUAUUACUCAACAAUCAGUCAGGAGAGAUGGGAAUAAUUUAACUUUUGUAGACAAUUCAUAACUGUAGAAACUAUGUCUUAUCACAAUUAUCAAUAGAAAAAGGAAACGGUAAUUACUUAACAUUUGUAGAUCCAUUAUAACUGUAGAAACUUUACCUAUUCGUCAAUGAUUAUAUCACAAUGAUCAAGAGAGAUGGAAAUAUUAACCAAUGGAGAAACAUACUUACAUUAAGAUAAUUACUAUAACAUUAAGGAGGUAGAGCAUUCUGCAGUUACUCUUCAGGAUUAUAAAACUGGCCAAGACAUCAACUGGAGAAUAAUUCAAUUAUUUAAAAGCUACUUUCACAUUGAUUUAAAGAACAGCAAAAGUUAACAUAAAUAAAUAUCAUUAUCUGACAUUUUCUAAGUUACAAACUUUACAAGUUAAUGUUCAAAGUUAUCUCCCUUUGAAAAAUGCAUACCUAUGUGAUAUAAAUGAAUUUCUUAUCUAGGAUUUAUAGUGUGAUAUUCAAUUUUUUUUCUCAUUAAUAUAAGGAAGGUUAAUUAAUUCAUCACUAUGUCAAUAGGUUACUUGAGAUAAAUGAAAAAUUUUAUUUGCAUUUGUAAAGUGAGUGUUUUUAAAUGGCAGCUUUUUUUUUUUUACCUGAGUAUAAAUGUUAAGUUGUGUAUAGAAGAUAUUAUUGUACUCUGCUCUGUAAAUACUUUCUAAAAUGAUUGGCAGCACUACUUAUUAGUUAUAAUGAAUCCUGUGAUAAGAAAUCACUAUUGGGACUGAGAAAAUCUUUCAUCAUGAGAAUAAAGAUCUAAAAAAUUAUAGAAGUUUUUACAUUCAAAAGGAACAGGAAAAAGAAGCAUUUUUAUACAGUUACCCAGUUACCCUCUUUGACUGUAUGAAAGAUACUGUUAUACAUUGCUUUGUAUUUUUAAUUUUUGUAUUGAACAAUUUUUCUUGAUCAGAUAUUAGAGUCAUUGUUGAAUAGACAGAUAUAACUUUCAAAUAAAAGAAUAUGUUAUGUAUCAUAAUAGAUUUAAAUUAGAUAAUGGAUAAUAUUUAGGUAUCAGGUGUAGAUGGGAGUUCCCACAGGUUUAAUAUUGAUAUGUUUUCCUCUACUAAAAUGUGUCCUGAAAAAUAUUCAGUUCAAUAAUUUUCAAUAUUUGUUUUAAGUGAUGUUUUUAUUAUUAUUGUCGUUAAUAGCACUUCAUUCAAUUUCAUGGUAGUUAUUUCUGUCAUCUCGGUUACCUACUCACAAGUUGAGUGCACAAUGCCAUUUUUUUAAAUGACCAGUAAUAAUUUUUACAAAAAAUCUGAGAGAAAAAAUGUAAUUUGUAAUUUCCAAUUCAGUACUUUUAUAACUAUUAUUAGUUUUUGUCAUAAGUUUUGUUGGAAAAAGAAUUACUGAGCUGUGAACUUCUACUGUAGUUCGGUGCAGACUGCCAUUAUCUUAAAAGACAGCAGAUUUGUACACAAACAAUCUUGCAAGUAAAAUCUGUUGUAUGUUGCACUGAAUUAUUUGUGCUAUAAGUAUUUUUUUUUUAAUGAAGAUUUUUUGUGAAAAUAGCCAAAGAUGGCAACCAACUACCUAAGAGCACUUGGCCAUUGAGGUCUCUAGUGUAAAAAAAAUAUGCAUCAUUAAUGGAUAUUAUUGAAAUAACAAGAUGACAUUGACAAUUAUUAUAAGUUAACAUUUAAAAAGGCAUAUUUCAAAUGGUUGUUGCUAAUGACAUGUAUUUAAGCUUUGUCAUAAUUGUCAUAUUUUUAAAGUUCAAGGUCACUGCUGAUCAAUAUUUAUUGUUUAAUGUCUCAUUCAUAUCUUUGUUAUUAUUUUUACAUUUUCUGACUGUAUUAUAUCUGUGAUAUUUGUAAAAUAAAUGUACUAUUAAUGUUGUAAAACCAUUUUCAUUUUGUCUCCCAAAUGAAGUUUGCACAGAUUGAAGUUUUGGAUAUAUUUUUGUCUCUGUAUGUCUCCAUUUCUUUCCCAUAUAAUUCUAAAACCUGUCUUAUAGUCAACGUUCAACAAAAAAUUAUCUGAAGUAUAUAAUAUUGGUAUCUUUAGAAUUUUAAGGAUUGAGUCAUUCAAUUAUUUAACACUAUAAUGAAGAUGAUUUUAAAAAAAAUAUUUAAACUUCAUGCUAUUAGACUAAAAGGAAAUGAUAUGUUUACAUUUUGCCUGAUAAGCUAUGAUAGUUGACAGAAAUAUGAUCAUCAGCAGUUAUAUCAAAAGAUAGAAAAUUCACAAAAUUUAAUGUUAUAAGUGUAUGAUCAUGGUGUUACAGAUGAAUAAUGAUCAAUUUCAUGUUUUGUUUGUUUGUUUUGGAUGUUCUACAUGUACUUUUUUAUGUGACCCUUGGAAUUUGACAGCAUGCAAGGGCAUUCUUCUAGUCCAGAAAUAUCUUAUUUGUAAUUAUAAAGACUUAAUUUCAGUGUUCUACUCAAUACUAGUAUUUUCAAAAUUCGUGUACUAUGCGAUUUAAAAAUAGCAGUUUCUUUAGAAUUUUAGCACUUUAUUGAACUUAAAAUACAACCAAUAAUAAAAUCUAUUCAGAUAGCAUCAUGGUAAAAAUAUAGCACAAUUUUAGUAUGGCGUGAAAAUGCCAUUUGGAGGACAAUUCAAAUAUAUUUGCGGUUUCAUAUUAAUGAAGAUAAUGCACAAUGUAUAUCAAAUGAUCAAACUAAUUUUAUUUAUUUGUGCAUAUAUGUAGUGUACUGUUACAUUCCGUGCAUAAGUUUCAUAUCUUGAAAUCCUAUUGGAUUUUAAACUUAAAUCAUAUAUAUUUAUUUCUGUUUUGUACUGAUUUAAAGUAUUUUGUUUGUUGUUUUGUUAUUAUAUUUUGUUAUUGUUUAUUUUGAAAUGCAUGUUAUUGAUUUUAUGACAAUCUUGAUAUUUAUAUGUUUGUUGUGUUCAAUGUUGAUAGAGGUUAAUAUUAUUAUUAAUAGGGUAUGACAAAUAUACAAUAUUAUUACAUUUUUUGCAAUGAAAUAUCAUGAUAUUGCAAUCAAAUAAAAACUGAUAAUUUCACAAUGAAAUAAAUCCUGUAAUUUCACGUAUCUGAAGUUAUACAACAAUAUGUGUUGUCAAAGUGUCAAUUACAUCGCAUGAAAACUGAAAUGAGAAAGGCAUAAAAAAAGAUAUAGGUCCUUGCAUUUUCACUUAAAUUACAUUAAAGAUCAAUUUAUUAUUCACAUAUUCAACUCAUGAUCAAUGAACAGUGAUGAUUCACUUAGGCGCUAUGAACAAUUGUGAAUUAAUAUGUUGUUCGGUCACUUGUUGAAUAUUUUUCAAGAUAUGAAAUCUUGGAAGAGUUAUUCUAUUACUCCUUAGUACUAAAAUAGAUUUAUAUCAAUGUACAUUGGUAGCAUUUAAAAAAAAAUCAUUGGAAGGUAAAUUACUUUGUUCUGACUCCACAAAAAAUAGAACAAAAACAAUGGUUUAAUAUCCAAUGUAUAAGAUUUUUUCAACCAGUCAUAAGGUUUUGAUGUAAAUUACUAAGAAUGCUUUAGAUUUUAAUGGAUCCCUGAAAAUGGUUCAAAACCAACUAUUACCAAUGGUUAUAGUCACUUAAAAAUAUUUAAAACUUUUUAAACUGAUGCGUUAUCCAGAAGGCUUGUAUGUGAAAUUGCUUAAAAAUUUGUAACAGGAAAGGUAUGUAUCUCAGUUUUAGAAAUCCCUGUAUAUGCUCACAUGUAGCUUAACUUGGAGAAAUACUCAAUAAAUAGUGCUUAUUGUUUAUAGCUUAAUUUUAAAGGUCAAAAUAGCCGUGAGCUUAUUUUUGAAUACAUGAAAUUGAACUUGUGACAAUCAUUUGUAAUUACAAAAAUUUACUCCCAAAAAAAAUAACAUUCAUUUAAAUUUUUGACAUCUGUGUAUUUAAAUGGAAGUGAAUAUUUUGUUGUUACAAAAUCUUCAUAUGGGUCUUCUUAGUUGUAGAAAAUAAACAUGUUGGAAAUAC
Messenger RNA from Mytilus californianus (California mussel), 5996 nucleotides. Its product is annotated as acetoacetyl-CoA synthetase-like. Gene Ontology annotation, biological process: lipid metabolic process. NCBI's taxonomy places the organism in Eukaryota, Metazoa, Mollusca, Bivalvia, Mytilida, Mytilidae. The coding region runs from base 52 to 2049 and encodes 665 amino acids. The record is from RefSeq and is a predicted model, not a curated record. The transcript is spliced from 18 exons. Gene Ontology annotation, molecular function: acetoacetate-CoA ligase activity. Gene Ontology annotation, cellular component: cytosol.